Messenger RNA from Eptesicus fuscus (big brown bat), 1142 nucleotides. RefSeq names its product ER membrane protein complex subunit 10 (gene EMC10). The record is from RefSeq and is a predicted model, not a curated record. Bases 61 to 846 code for a protein of 261 amino acids. NCBI's taxonomy places the organism in Eukaryota, Metazoa, Chordata, Mammalia, Chiroptera, Vespertilionidae. Gene Ontology annotation, cellular component: EMC complex. The transcript is spliced from 7 exons.
CCAGAGUGCUCCGCGGCGCUCGGCUCACUCUGGCCCGUGGGUUGGUGGGAAGGGGUCAAAAUGGCGGCGGCCGGCGCCAGGGCCACUCGGCUGCUCCUGCUCUUGCUGAUGGCGGCCGCAGCCCCCAGCCGCGCGCGGGGCAGUGGUUGCCGGUCCGGGGCCGCUGCGCGGGGGGCCGGGGUGGAAGGUCGAGACGAGGCCUGUGGCACCGUGGGGCUGCUGCUGGAGCACUCAUUUGAGAUCGAUGACAACGCCCACUUCCGGAAGCGCGGCUCCAUCCUCUGGAACCAGCAGGACAGCACCUUGUCCCUGUCGCAGCGGCAGCUCAACGAGGAGGAGCGGGGCCGACUCCGGGAUGUGGCAGCCCUCAACGGCCUGUACCGGGUCCGGGUUCCCAGGCGGCCUGGCGCCCCUGAGGGCCCCGAAGCUGGCGGCUACGUCUCCUCCUUCGUCCCUGCGUGCUCCCUGGUGGAGUCGCACCUCUCGGAUCAGCUGACGCUGCACGUGGAUGUGGCUGGCAACGUGGUGGGCCUGUCGGUGGUGACGCACCCCGGGGGCUGCCGGGGCCACGAGGUGGAGGACGUGGACCUGGAGCUGUUCAACACGUCUGUGCUGCUGCAGCCGCCCGUCACCGCCCCAGGCCCCGAGACGGCGGCCUUCAUCGAGCGCCUGGAGAUGGAGCAGGCCCAGAAGGCCAAGAACCCGCAGGAGCAGAAGUCCUUUUUCGCCAAAUAUUGGAUGUACAUCAUUCCUGUCGUCCUGUUCCUCAUGAUGUCGGGAGCACCGGAUGCCGGGGGCCAGGGGGGCGGUGGGGGUGGGGGUGGCGGAGGGGGCAGUGGCCGGUGAGGGGCCGGGGGCUUCCCUGCGGCCCAGAGAGCCGGGCCUUGCUCACCCCAAAAGGACUCGCUGGCCCCUCCCCACGUGCCGCUCCCCUGGGCCCUGUGUUCCUGUCUGGAGGGGCGGUGGGACUCUUGGCCCUGCUGCCCCCUGCCCGCCCCCGUGGCCCCACUGCAGCCCCAAAGGCUUCCCUCUGACCCGUGUCCCCUCGUCCCCCAGCACCCGCUGGGCUCCAUGGCCCCUGCCUCGUCGGCCACGCUCCGUCCCUGUGCCCUGAGGGCGCCUGGCUCCGCUCCUUCCUGGCU